UAAGCCAUCACUAUCCACUAUUCUCCAUUUAUAUACAACUCAACCCAUCCCCACAAUUUUACUCAUCUAUCAUCACAUCUUAUGUAAAUUUUCACUUACUCUAUUUUCAUUUUAACCGACUCAACAAACUUUUACAUGUACAAUACUGUUAUACUACUCAUGGAACAAUAAAAUUUUGUUGCUCUUUCUUUAUUCGAAUUUUUUCGUAUUUUCUUGAAUUACCCAUCUUUUAUUACUAGUAUUUGGUUUAAUGGGGAUUGAGAAAAUUGCAAGUGAUAGGAAAGAUAAGGAGAACAUAGACUUGAAGAAGAAGCGAAAAAGGAGGAGGAAAAUAGUAGUGUCAAGGGUUCAAAAACUCUAUGAAAUAUGCAAAAAAGUGUUUGCUAAUUGUGAACCAGGUGUUGUGCCUUCACCGGAAAAUAUUGAACGUGUUAAGGCAGUUUUAGAUAAAAUGACUGAAGCAGAUGUUGGUUUGACGCCGAGUAUGCCAUAUUUCAAGUCAACAUUAUCUCACAGGCCUCCUGAAAUAACAUACCUGCAUAUCCAUGAAUGUGACAAUUUCUCGAUUGGUAUCUUUUGCUUACCACCAAAAGCUGUCAUUCCUCUUCAUAACCAUCCUGGAAUGACAGUUUUCAGUAAGCUUCUGUUGGGGAAAAUGCACAUAAAAUCUUACGACUGGGCGGACAAUCUCCUCCGUGAAUCAACUCCAAAUGCCAAUAUUUUUGACAAUGGUGAAGGGGAUCGUAUAGGACCGCGUCUUGCAAAAUUGAAGGUGAAUUCGGAGUUUAAAGCUCCUUGCAAGACUUCAAUCCUCUAUCCAGCUGAUGGAGGUAAUAUGCACUGCUUCACAGCAACUACAGCCUGCGCCGUACUAGACGUGCUCGGCCCACCUUAUUGUGAUCCUGAAGGUCGCCACUGCCAAUACUACUAUGACUUCCCCUUUGUCAAUUUCUCAGUGGAUGGCUUGUCAGUGCCUGAGGAACAGCAUAGUGAAUAUGCGUGGCUCAAAGAGAGGGAGAAACCUGAGGACUUAACUGUAGCUGGAGCAUUGUACACUGAACCAAAUUUAGUACUAAAGUGAAGGAAUUCAUUGGUCAAAGCACAAGAGAACUUUUUUCCACCCUUUCCCUGUAAUGGUUUUUUCCCUUUGGUUCGCUUAUUACUCUAUCCAAUGAAUAUAGUCAAAAGUUAGGAGGGGAGCGGUUUUCUUUCUUCCUGCAAAUAGCUCAUGUACAGAUCGGAAUGAACAAGCAAAGGAUGAGGGAACCGAGAAUGUAAUUUCAAAAAUGUAUGUAUAAAAUUAAUGUUUUUCC
Messenger RNA from Lycium ferocissimum, 1313 nucleotides. RefSeq names its product plant cysteine oxidase 2. Gene Ontology annotation, molecular function: oxidoreductase activity, acting on single donors with incorporation of molecular oxygen, incorporation of two atoms of oxygen. The coding region runs from base 251 to 1081 and encodes 276 amino acids. The record is from RefSeq and is a predicted model, not a curated record. NCBI's taxonomy places the organism in Eukaryota, Viridiplantae, Streptophyta, Magnoliopsida, Solanales, Solanaceae. The transcript is spliced from 5 exons.